AAGCAACGGCUAACACCAUCGGCCUCCGCCAUCGUCUUCCAGCUGUCCAGCAGUCUAUCCCCGCAGUAUCAAAGGUGCAUCACAAGCAUAUCAAUUAGCGCACCAACGCGACACAACCUUUGGUGUGACCAAACUUUGAUAUCAGCACCACCGACGUCGUCAGUCUAGUUCCGAGUGUCAACACCAAUCAAAUUCCUCGAGCAAUUAUUUUGGUCCAUCGAACGAUCACCGACGCUGUCGACCAGGUCCAGCAUCCCGUGAGGAUCUCCACGCCUCAUUGAAAAAAAGAGAGUUGGCAAGUUUCGCACUGUCAAUUAUAAUCAUGGCAGACCGUAUUGGACCAGAUCACACACCAAAGCGAAGCUUCGGAGAGAAGUGCAGGCGCCUUGCCAAGGCUUUCACAACGAACAGAGACGGACUCGUUGGAAACUACGACUAUGGUUUCCUCUUCAAACCCAACCUUCCAUUCAUGAAGAAGACCCGCCGAGCUGCACCUUUCUUCGGUCUCCAUGAUCGCAUGCCAGUCUUCCUCGCUCUACUUCUGGGCUUUCAACACGCACUUGCUAUGCUGGCCGGUGUGAUCACACCUCCAAUCAUCUUAUCUAAUGCUGCUCACUUGACUGGAAGCCAGCAGCGCUAUCUCGUGUCGACGUCACUCAUUGUCUGUGGUCUCCUCUCUGCUAUUCAGAUCACCAGGUUCCACAUCUGGCGCACUCCCUACUACGUUGGCACAGGUCUGAUAUCCGUCGUUGGAACGUCUUUCGCCACCAUCCCCGUCGCAACCGGUGCCCUUAGCCAAAUGUACGCCAACGGCAUGUGUCCAUCUGACGCUAAUGGUAGCCCGCUACCCUGUCCCAACGGUUACGGAGCAAUCCUCGGUACUGCCGCCUGCUGCGCGCUUCUUGAAGUCGGAAUGUCAUUCACCUCCCCUCGCCUGCUGAAGAAGAUUUUCCCGCCUCUCGUUACCGGCCCAACAGUCAUGCUUAUUGGCGUCAAGCUCAUCCUGACUGGCUUUCAGAACUGGGCUGGCGGUAGCAGCGGAUGCCAGGCGCGUCCCACUUCUGGCAUUUACCAACUGUGCCCUACCACCAAUGCUCCUCGAGCCCUUCCAUGGGGCUCGGCGGAGUUCAUUGGUCUUGGCUUCAGCGUCUUCAUCACCAUCAUCAUCUGCGAACGCUUCGGCGCGCCCAUUAUGAAGUCCACCGCCGUCGUCAUCGGUUUGCUUGUUGGCUGCAUCAUCGCCGGCGCUACAGGCUACUUUGACCGCUCUGGUAUCGACGCUGCACCCGCUGCCAGCUUCAUUUGGGUUCAGACCUUCAAGCUGAGCGUCUACGGCCCAAUUGUGCUCCCGUUGCUAGCAGUCUACAUGGUGCUCGCCAUGGAAGCUAUCGGCGAUAUCACAGCAACCUGCGAUGUCUCGCGUCUGGAAGUUGACGGCGAGCUCUUCGACUCGCGCAUCCAAGGCGGUGUGCUCGCCGACGGGCUCAACGGCAUCAUGGCCGCCCUCUGCACCAUCACACCCAUGUCGACCUUCGCACAGAACAACGGCGUCAUCGCACUUACGCGCUGCGCCAACCGCAAGGCAGGGUACGCAUGCUGCUUUUGGCUCAUCAUCAUGGGGAUUUUCGCCAAGUUUUCCGCGGCGCUUGUUGCCAUCCCGCCCGCCGUGCUUGGAGGAAUGACAACCUUCCUCUUCUCCGCCGUGGUUGUCUCGGGUAUCGCUAUCAUCGCGCGCACCGAAAUGACGCGCCGCAACCGCUUCAUCCUGACUGCUGCCUUUACGCUCGGUUUCGGUGCUACACUUGUCCCAACUUGGUUCAGCUACGUCUUCACCUAUUCCGGCGACAACCGCGCACUGGCGGGCUUUUACGAUGCUAUCGAGCUUGUUCUUGAAACGGGCUUCGCUGUUGUGGCGUUUGUCGCGCUCAUCCUGAACCUUAUCCUGCCGGAGGAGAUCGAGGAUGAUAUCCCGGAGCUUACGGCUGAGGAGCAGGAAGAGGUCGCUGAUCAUCAGGAGUGGAAGAGGGUGCAGAAGAUGAACAAGGAACCCAGGGCGAGCAGUGAUAUUGCGCCUGCGGGGAAGAUGUAGAUUGAAUGUCUAAUUUUCGAUCUUUGGCGUAAAACGAGGGGUUAAAAGUGGUGUGGUGUUCGGUCUUGCUCCAACAAAAUUUCACAUCCUGUCAAACUUAUACAAGACCCUGCCAAUGAUCGAAUUGUGACUGACUCAAAGAUGGCGAACAGGCAUGUUCGUAUCCCGACUCUUCUGAUGCAAGCGAACGUGAACCUGACAGAUAUCGAUCUUUUAAUGAAAGAUAUGUGACUUUAUACUUAUGCAAGCAUUGGC
Molecule: messenger RNA, 2344 nt
Organism: Didymella exigua CBS 183.55
Lineage: Eukaryota; Fungi; Ascomycota; Dothideomycetes; Pleosporales; Didymellaceae
Product: purine permease
Exons: 3
Coding region: 323-2089 (588 amino acids)
Biological process (GO): transmembrane transport; xanthine transport
Cellular component (GO): fungal-type vacuole; membrane
Molecular function (GO): xanthine transmembrane transporter activity
Source: RefSeq, a predicted model, not a curated record